Plenodomus lingam JN3 is the source of this 1245-nucleotide messenger RNA. RefSeq lists its product as uncharacterized. NCBI's taxonomy places the organism in Eukaryota, Fungi, Ascomycota, Dothideomycetes, Pleosporales, Leptosphaeriaceae. Gene Ontology annotation, molecular function: iron ion binding; 2 iron, 2 sulfur cluster binding. The record is from RefSeq and is a predicted model, not a curated record.
AUGGUUGGAUCAUUCCUCAGAUACAUCGGCCUGGGCGGCUCCGCCCCCAAUUCACCACCACAGAAGGAAGCGGUCCGUGCUCUUCCCGCUAAUUGGUACACUUCAGAAGAGAUGUACCAGCUUGAGAGACGCGCAAUUUUCUCCCGGCGGUGGUUGAUCCUCACACACAAGUCAAGAUUGGCGAAUCCCGGUGAUUACCUUCGCUACAAUGUAGCCAACUACGACGUUGUUGUUUCGAAAGAUCGCUCUGGCGAGAUCCACGCCUUUCAUAACGUUUGUAGGCAUCGUGCCUACCCUGUGGUCGAAAGCGACAAGGGUAACGCAAAGAUCUUCUCCUGCAAAUAUCACGGCUGGUCAUAUGGUCUGAAUGGCAAGUUGGCGAAAGCCCCAGGCUACCAGGAUCUCCCUACAUUCGACAAAACCAGCAAUGGCCUCUUACCUAUCCACACUCGCCUUGACAGAAAUGGGUUCAUUUACAUCAACAUGGAUUCCAAGAAGGAACCCGAUGUAUCAUGGGAGUCACAGUUUGACCACGUCGACGAGCAGACCCGCUUCAAUCAAUUCAACUUCGACGACUACGAAUUCGAUCACACAUGGAACCUCGACGGACCCUUCAACUGGAAGAUUCUCGCAGACAACUUCAACGAAUGCUAUCAUUGCAAGACCACACACCCCGAUCUCACCACUGGGCUGGUCAACCUCGACAGCUACGAUGUCCACUGCGACGCCGAUCACAUCCAGCACGACCCACAAACACCCGAAGACCGCAAGGCACUCGGCCAAGAAAUCUGCUCCACAUACUGCUUCCCCAAUGCCUCCUUCACGGUCACACAACACUUCCUCUUUAUGCAGAAGUUCAUGCCCAAAUCACCCACCGAGUCAGUCAUGUACUACGAGGUGUGGCGUAACAAGCACUCUUCCGACGAGGAUUUCCUCCUCAUCAGCGACACGUACAAGCGUGUCAUGGGCGAGGACAAGAUCCUCUGCGAGCGCGCGCAGAAGAACAUUGAAACUGGUGUCUUUGUCAACGGCGAGUUGCAUCCACACAUGGAGAAGGGACCUCUCUUCUUCCAGAAGCGUUGUCGCGAAGUCGUGCUCGAGCACGCUGCGCGUGAGAAGCGUGAGGGCAAGAAGAUUUGGCCUGCGAAGCAGCAGAGCAAUGAUACCGGUACGGAUGAGCUUCAGGACUUUUGUGAAGGCCUUGCUUGCGGGAAUGGCAAGGGGAAGAAAGAUUUGGAGUGGUAA